Messenger RNA from Fulvia fulva, 2814 nucleotides. RefSeq lists its product as uncharacterized. Gene Ontology annotation, molecular function: chitin binding. The record is from RefSeq and is a predicted model, not a curated record. Bases 1 to 2814 code for a protein of 937 amino acids. The transcript has 2 exons. Lineage: Eukaryota; Fungi; Ascomycota; Dothideomycetes; Mycosphaerellales; Mycosphaerellaceae.
AUGUUCGGCAAUGGCAUAGCGCUUGGAAUCGCGAUCCUAUCGCUACCUACCGCAGUACCUUCAGAGCUGGUCACGAUCACGGCCUAUCCGACUACUUGCGGCGCAAUAUACACUACCGUGACCUCAAGCUCCGUUCUCAGCAACAGCAGCGCGGCCAUCAGUACUGCCACUGAGUCUAUCUUGAGCAUAGAGUUCUCAUCGACAGCGUCCUCUUCAGCACAGUCCUCUUCGACACAGUCCUCUUCGACAGCGUCCUCUUCGACACAGUCCUCGUCGGUAUCGGUCCCGACAACCCAGUCUUCAUUAACAGAAUCGUCGUCCGCGGAAUUCUCAUCGUCACAGUCUGGCCUACCGCAAUACCCUCUUGAUCCAUACACCACCACAUCAUCCACUACCGAACAAUUCAGUACGACACAAACGCCUGCGACUUAUUCGCCGACGCCAGUGUCAGAUGUAGCAUUGAACGAGGGCAGCAUACCAUUCGUGCUACAGAUCAACCCGGGAGUGCCAGGCAGGAAGCGACAAGCAGGUCAGGCGACCUACAUUGACGCGGACGGAUAUGUCACGGCAAACGCGAGCCAGGCGGUGCAAUAUGUUAUUGGAAAUGGCACGUUGACCAGCACAGCAGGUGGCUGGGUUUCCACCUACGAGGGGGUCAACAUCAUGCCAUUUGCUAUGUCUUCGAUACGGGCUACGAUCGACACAGUAUUCGCUUUCGAGGAUCUCAAGCUGCAUUGGAACAACACAGCUUUCGAUGGAGGUGCGGCACAAUUCUACACCGUACCGGCCAGUACUAGCGGAGCACCUGCGCAAGUCGUCUUGCGUCUUGCGGGUCCUAUCCAGUCAAACUUCAAAUCCGUCACUUUCGCAGUGCAGCCAGCUGCAGAGUUGUUCGUCGAAUCGUCAAGUGCUAUCGAUAUUGCCACAACUCCGAUCAUCGUACCUGUGGAAAGUGUGACCGCCCCAUCUUCAGCGAUAGCCAGUGUCACGUCCAGUGUGGCAAUCGAGGAUGGGCAAGAAGUCACAACGGCCAUCAUUAUACCCUCGAGCACGACCGCGAAUGUGGCACCAAGUGGCACAUGCGGUCCAGAAGUUGGCACCAACUGCUAUGGCGCAUUCUCUGGCAACUGUUGCAGCACUUUUGGCUUCUGCGGAUCUGGGCCUGAGUAUUGUGGGUCUGGUUGCCAGCCAGGGUUCGGGAUAUGCGACACGCUGCUUGCCAGCAGCUCGGCCAGUGAAGCAAGCUCGGCGGUAUCAUCUUCAUCAACACUGUACUAUGCCACAGAAUCCUCGGUCGCACCGAUUUCAAGCUCGGAGAUUUACAUACCCACCAACUUUUUCAGCACUUUUGGCACGGUAUCCUCAUCGGGACCGACACCGCUGGUAUCCAGCGCCAGCUUCUCUACCGCCAUUGGCUCUCAGUAUGUCGGUGUCAGCACUUCCAGCUUUGCAAGCUCCGCGGUCACGUUGAGCAGUGAACUGCCAAGUAGUACUCUGCCGAUCUACUUUUCAACAGCAUCGCCCGUGGUACCUAACAAUCCGUCCCCGAGCUCUGAGGCUGAGCAAUCAAGUACCUCCAGCACUUCAUCAUCGGUGACGGAUACAACAUCCGUCUCGUCUCUCUCCACCACGAGUACAUUCAUGUCAAGCAUCACCAAUCUCGAGGUCUUCCCUUCGAUUGUGCCGGACUCGACUACAUCAGCGUCCAGUGUUACAGAUCUUGAGGUCUUCCCUUCGAUUGUGCCAGAUCCGACUUCGACAGCCUCCAGUCUGACAGACCUUGAAGUCUUCCCUUCAAUUGUGCCAGAUAUUACCACCACGUCGACCUUCAGCCCUAGUAGUGCGAGCGUCAGUGCAGAUUCCUCGGACUCCAGCAUGGUCUCGUCGUCUUCCGCGUCAAGCUCAAGCUCUAGCAGCUCUACAUCGACGAUGUUCAGCUCAUCUUCAAGCUCCAGCGCUACGAUCUCGUCCACGGUCCCGCUUACGACAUUGUCAUCCUCAUCUUCAUCUUCGUCAAGCUCUCUGAGCCUUGCAAGCCUCGAGAACUCGGCGCCUAUGCCAAUCUUGCCAAGCUCCGAUAUCUCGAUUCUGCCAUACUCAACUACCACCACCUCGUCAGCAAGCGCAACCAGCAAUUCUGUGCUUUCGUCGUCAACACCGGUCAUUGUCUCGUCAUAUAUACUCUCUGCAAGCUCGGCGUCGUCAUCUUUGUCCUCAGCGAGCAGUAGCUAUCUCGUCUUGACCUCCCCAACAGCUUGCAACUUCGGUGAUCCACCCACAUUUGACGAAGACGACAGCUACGAGCGCAUCGAUCUACCACAGCCCAUGUACAUCGGCACUUCCUCAUCCACCGCUUCCUUCGCCGCAGUCAACGGCCUCCUGUCCAUCACCUUAGGCACUGCAGAGUAUCAAUACAACGAGCUGCCAUCGACAGAGCUACCGGCUGGGACUGUAGCUCCGUACUGGGCAGAUCUGGCAGUCUACAGGAUCAACGCUACUGGACCAGCACAAGGUCUCUUUUACCAAUUGGACGCCUCGGGUGUGACGUAUGAGUGGUAUCUCAACAGAGCUGGCAAUAGAAACAUAACGUUCCACUUCACGGUGCAGUAUCGCUACGCGAAUCCAGGUAUAUUCACGUACACUUAUUACGAUGUUGGUGAUGGAGAGAAUGGAGCUUUGGCGACUGUGGGGUUGCAGACGAGCACUACAUCGGGCUACACGAUGAGCUACAAUUCGACUGGGAACAUUACGCCGGGGUUGGUCGUGACCUGUGACACGAACACGAACACUUGCACGAGGCCGGCACCCUCAUGA